Molecule: messenger RNA, 456 nt
Organism: Moesziomyces antarcticus
Lineage: Eukaryota; Fungi; Basidiomycota; Ustilaginomycetes; Ustilaginales; Ustilaginaceae
Product: pre-mRNA splicing factor
Exons: 2
Coding region: 1-456 (151 amino acids)
Biological process (GO): spliceosomal snRNP assembly; RNA splicing
Cellular component (GO): U1 snRNP; U2 snRNP; precatalytic spliceosome
Molecular function (GO): RNA binding
Source: RefSeq, a predicted model, not a curated record
AUGCAGAGGUCGGAGCCGAAUUUCGGCGUUGCCGCUUCCAACUCUGCCAAAGGUCACAUCCGCUACCUCUGUCUCGACCAUCACAUCGUUGCUGGUCACCAUCAUCGCCGUUUCCAUACAAUGAGUCAAUACGUCAACGUGCCCAAGUCCGAGCUCGACCAGUCGCAGAUCCGCGAGCUGGAGCAGUACGAGAUCUCACAAGGACCCCUCUCCGUUCUUCAGCAGUCGGUGCGCAACCACACGCAGAUCCUCAUUGCCCUUCGCAACAACAAGAAGCUGCUCGCGCGCGUAAAGGCGUUCGACCGCCACUCGAACAUGGUGCUCGAAAACGUAAAGGAGAUGUGGACCGAAGUGCCCAAGGGCAAGGGCAAGAAGCCCGUCAACAAGGACCGCUUCAUCUCCAAGAUGUUCCUCCGCGGCGACUCGGUCGUCCUUGUCCUCAGGAACACCGCAUGA